This is a messenger RNA of Halteromyces radiatus, 1230 nucleotides long. Its product is annotated as P-loop containing nucleoside triphosphate hydrolase protein. Gene Ontology annotation, cellular component: nuclear origin of replication recognition complex. Gene Ontology annotation, molecular function: ATP hydrolysis activity; ATP binding; DNA replication origin binding. Bases 1 to 1230 code for a protein of 409 amino acids. The record is from RefSeq and is a predicted model, not a curated record. The transcript is spliced from 4 exons. Gene Ontology annotation, biological process: mitotic DNA replication checkpoint signaling; DNA replication initiation. NCBI's taxonomy places the organism in Eukaryota, Fungi, Mucoromycota, Mucoromycetes, Mucorales, Cunninghamellaceae.
AUGCUUUCUGAUAUCUCUCCUCUUCGAAAAGUCAAUCAUGAUGCUAGUCCUUUAUCUUCUUAUGAACUUGCUAGAGAACGUCUUCAUGUUUCUGCUAUACCAGAUUCUUUACCAUGUCGUGAAGAUGAAUUUGAAGAAAUCUCUGGUUAUUUAGAAAGUGCUUUACAGGAAGGCACUGGUACUUGUAUAUAUAUCUCUGGUGUUCCUGGUACUGGAAAAACAGCCACUGUUUUGGAAGUUAUUCGUGGUUUACAAUAUAGAUCUGAACAAGAGGAUGAAGAUAUUCCGGCGUUCGAUUUUGUUGAGAUCAAUGGAAUGAAAUUGACAGAUGCCAAUCAUGCUUAUAGUUUAUUAUGGGAUUCGUUGAAUCAUGACAGCAAUAAUAAGAAAAAAGUGACGCCAGCACAUGCAUUAGAAUUAUUAGAAACUCGAUUUAGUGAUGAACAAGAAAAUGGAAAGACAACAGUGGUACUUAUGGAUGAAUUGGAUUUAUUGGUGACGAAGAAACAAACAGUGAUGUAUAACUUUUUUGAAUGGCCUAAUCGACCGCAUUCCAAGUUGAUAGUAGUAGCGAUUGCCAAUACGAUGGAUUUACCGGAACGAAUGCUUAGCAAUAAGAUCUCUAGUCGAAUGGGAUUGAAGCGGAUCAACUUUCAAGCAUAUAGUCAUCAACAACUUCAUGAAAUUGUAUCUUCUCGAUUGAAAGGGAUUGAAGCGUUUGAACAAGAUGCGGUUGAAUUUGCAGCAAGAAAAGUGAGUGCGGUCAGUGGAGAUGCUCGACGAGCUCUGGAUAUUUGUCGUCGUGCAGUAGAAAUUGUCGAACAACAAUCAACAAAAAAGACGGUGACGAUUGGUAUAGUGAAUCAAGCGAUCAAGGAAAUGUUCUCAUCACCUUCCGUAUCAUUUAUUCAAUCGUUAUCUCUUCAUCAAAAGUUAUUCUUGGUUUCGGUCAUGCAAAGGGUACGACAAAUUGGUCUGGCGGAAAUCGAAUUCGGCGAUGUGGCACAACAUCAUUUACAUACCUGUCAAUGGAAUCAUUUGGAACCUCCUACAACAAGUGAUUUGAUGCGGAUCUGCGAAUCAUUAGGACAAGCUCGCGCUUUGGUGGUGGAAGGAGGUCGCUUGGAUCUAGGUAUGCGGAUUACUUUGAAUUUAUCAGACGAAGAUGUUCUUAUGGCAUGCAAGGCGGACAGGAUUGUUGGUAGAUUGCUAGUGAAUUUCAAUAAAUAA